AUGGAGGACAUCGGCGAUACCGACCCCCAGCGUCAGACCGUUUUGGAUCAUAGCGACGACGAGCACGGCAAGUUCUCAGCCAUGGGUCUGCACAAGGACAAGAGGCCUGAUAGCGAGUCCGAUGCCAAGCGGGCACGGCUAGAGCCGACUCCCAAGUACCGGUCCGAGAUGGACAAGAACGGCUCCAUUCUCACGCAGUGCCUGACGAAGGGCACGAUCGGCAACAUGGAGCUCAACGUGCCGCCUCUCACGUGCCGUUACUCUGUGGGCAAGGUUACCAACGCCCUGAACUCCUUCCUGGAGUCAGAGCCAGUCGGGACCCUGGGCUUGUCCAAGGCGCGUUCCGACGAGGAUUUCAGCGCGAGUCUGGCCGUGACCUCGAGGGGGCGCCCGGCGUGGGACCCCGGGCACGAGCCGCCCGUGGAGGGGCAGCACCCCGCGGAGGCGAGCACGCUGCGGCCCCGCAGCGGCGCCGUCGGCGGCGCCGUGGCGGCAUGCGGCGCGGCCCCCGCGCGUGUGCAGCCGACGCCGCGACGCGGCUCCGCCGCGCAGGAGGCGGACACGCUCCCCCCGCGCAGCGGGGCCGUCGGGGCGGCGCUGGCAAGGAGCACCCCGCAGAACCAGCGCCGACAUUUGGCAAGGGCCACCGAAGGCCACCGCGUGGCGAACCAGGGGGCCGGCGCGGUGUGCUGUGGCUCUGGCGGCGGCGCCAGCAGCGGCUCCGGCAGCCAGUGCAGCAGUUCCCCGGCUGCGUCCGGCACCUGGUCGCCACCGCCGACCUUCGGCGCGCGCCGCAGAGGCCUGGCCAGCACCCCUGGCGAACCCGCCUUGUGGGCAGCGGCUGCGUUCGGUUCUGCGGAGAUUGUUGAGGCAGCCUCGGCGCCCUGGUACGACCGCCUCGACGUGGACGGCCUUCCGCCUGCGAGGGCCCGCCGCGGCAGCGGCGCCGCGGCGCCCCGCGGAGCCAGGACGGCCGGCGGCGGCGGCUGA
Prorocentrum cordatum is the source of this 990-nucleotide messenger RNA. The record is from the annotation of a GenBank genome assembly. NCBI's taxonomy places the organism in Eukaryota, Dinophyceae, Prorocentrales, Prorocentraceae.